AUGGCAUAUCUCAUGGCUCUGGUGAAAUGCAAAGGCGCCAAUUUCGAGACCCGAGAAAUCAAGGGCAAUCUUCGCGAUCAGAGUAAAGGUUUAUUGGAGAUCUUCGACGCCAAUGCCGUGGUGAAUGCCACCGGCCUCGGUGCUAAAGAUUUACUCGGUGACGAGGACGUUUACCCCGUCCGUGGCGCCAUACUGAGAGUUGACAACACCCGUAAUGGACAGUUCAACCACUUGGAUGACGCCUACCUAGUUCCCGCGCAGAGGGACAAUAAUGGGGCGCCCACCGGCGUCGUUUUCAUUGUUCCCCGGAAUGACGAUGUUCUCUAUGUCGGAUCAAUUAUCCAGCCACAUAAUGACCAGGUGAAUCUAGAGCCUGGUUCGCCCGAGGUUCGCGUUAUGUGGGAUCGGGCUGCAGAAUUCAUGCCCAGCCUUCGACAUGCCGAGUUUGUGCAUCACUACCCCUUUGCUCAGGGUUUGCGGCCUUUUACCAGGAAGAACGUCAAGGCAUUGGGCUUCGGGACUGCUCGCUGUGUAGUCUACAUCCUAAACGCGCUUCUCGAAGAGGACUAUGGUGAAGCGGACGAAAAAUGGAACCAAAAAGUGGAAAAGAUCAACGAGAAGAUAUAUGGAAAGGAAGAUUAG
Aspergillus viridinutans is the source of this 642-nucleotide messenger RNA. RefSeq names its product FAD-dependent oxidoreductase. Bases 1 to 642 code for a protein of 213 amino acids. Lineage: Eukaryota; Fungi; Ascomycota; Eurotiomycetes; Eurotiales; Aspergillaceae. The record is from RefSeq and is a predicted model, not a curated record. Gene Ontology annotation, molecular function: D-amino-acid oxidase activity; FAD binding. The transcript is spliced from 2 exons.